GUACUGGAAAGUUUCUUGUGGGGAAGAGUUGUGGGGAAGUGGGCGUUUUCAUUAUUUCGGCUCCCUUCCGGAGCCGGUGGAUAUUGCUAUCGGAGUGGCGGAGAGUCUCUCUUGGAUGCUGGGUUCUUUUCUUUGCUGGAUCUGGAGGCAUGGGUAGCAAGAAACUAAGAAGAGUGGGUUUAUCUCAAGAGCUGUGUGACCGUCUGAGCAGACAUCAGAUUGUUACUUGUCAGGACUUUUUAUGUCUUUCCCCACUGGAACUUAUGAAGGUAACUGGCCUGAGUUACCAAGGUGUCCAUGAACUUUUGUGUAUGGUCAGCAGGGCCUGUGCCCCACAAAUGCAAACGGCUUAUGGGAUAAAGACACAAAUGUCUGCAAAUACCUCACCAGCAUUUUUAUCUACUACCCUUUCUGCUUUGGAUGAAGCCCUGCAUGGUGGUGUUCCUUGUGGAUCCCUCACAGAGAUUACAGGGCCACCAGGCUGUGGAAAAACUCAGUUUUGUAUAAUGAUGAGUGUUUUGGCUACAUUACCCACCAGUAUGGGAGGAUUAGAAGGAGGUGUUGUGUACAUAGACACAGAAUCAGCAUUUAGUGCUGAAAGACUGGUUGAAAUAGCAGAAUCCCGCUUUCCCAGCUAUUUUAAAACUGAAGAAAAAUUACUUUUGACAAGUAGUAAAGUUCAUCUUUACCGGGAACUCACCUGUGAUGAAGUUCUACAAAGGAUUGAAUCUUUGGAAGAAGAAAUUAUUUCAAAAGGAGUUAAACUUGUGAUUAUUGACUCUGUUGCUUCUGUGGUCAGAAAGGAGUUUGAUACACAACUUCAAGGCAAUAUGAGAGAAAGAAACAAAUUCUUGGCUAAAGAAUCAUCCCUAUUGAAGUAUUUGGCCAACGAAUUUUCAAUUCCAGAAGAAGAGGAAACAGAUUUUGUGAGCAGCCAGCAAUCUCUGACAAAUGGGUUUGUUGAGUCAACCCUCCCCUUCCAGGUUAUCUUGACGAAUCAAAUUACAACCCAUCUGAGUGGAGCCCUCGCUUCUCAGGCAGACCUGGUGUCUCCGGCUGAUGAUUUGUCCCUGUCUGAAGGCCUUUCUGGAUCCAGCUGUGUAAUUGCUGCCCUAGGAAAUACUUGGAGUCACAGUGUGAACACCCGGCUGAUUCUCCAGUACCUUGAUUCAGAGAGAAGACAGAUUCUCAUUGCCAAGUCCCCUCUGGCUCCUUUCACCUCAUUUGUCUACACCAUUAAGGAGGAAGGCCUGGUUCUUCAAGGCUAACAGGCCAUAGGGAUACUGUGACCUUUGUCUCCAGCUGAUGGGGGUGUGAUUUGUGAAAUGAAACAGUACCAUGCUGCUUGGAAGAAGGAAACGGAAGCCGACAUAAUGGGGAUUAAUUAGUUGAUUGCUGUUGAGAUGGUAACAGAUUUGCUCCUAGACCAUUGAACCAGCGAUUUCAGACUAGCAGGGAAGGUGAAGAUGAAGACGCCUUUGUUCAGGUCUCUAGAUGUGUAGGGCUGAGGGCUUUGCCGCCAUGGGAUGUCAACAGACAUAAUAAUAAUAAUUUGCACUUAUAUAGCACCUUUCAACCAGGCACCUCAAAGCGGUUUAACCACAUUAAUUAAUUAAAGCCCACAAUCCCCCUGGGGAGAGAAGGAGGAUGACUAACAAGAUUUGUAAUUACAGAAGGGAACAUUUCCGAAUAAAGUAUUGUCCACCAAA
Molecule: messenger RNA, 1709 nt
Organism: Sciurus carolinensis (gray squirrel)
Lineage: Eukaryota; Metazoa; Chordata; Mammalia; Rodentia; Sciuridae
Gene: Rad51b
Product: RAD51 paralog B
Exons: 12
Coding region: 150-1268 (372 amino acids)
Biological process (GO): double-strand break repair via homologous recombination
Cellular component (GO): Rad51B-Rad51C-Rad51D-XRCC2 complex
Molecular function (GO): ATP hydrolysis activity; ATP binding; DNA binding
Source: RefSeq, a predicted model, not a curated record